This is a messenger RNA of Pecten maximus, 1071 nucleotides long. RefSeq lists its product as uncharacterized. The record is from RefSeq and is a predicted model, not a curated record. The coding region runs from base 1 to 1071 and encodes 356 amino acids. NCBI's taxonomy places the organism in Eukaryota, Metazoa, Mollusca, Bivalvia, Pectinida, Pectinidae. The transcript has 2 exons.
AUGGAUUCUGCUGGAAUGGGAGUGAAAAACCAAACCAAAGUACACGCUAACAAUAAAUCGUUGUAUAAGCCUUAUUGGAACAAUGAAUUGCAAGUGAGAUGGAACUCUGUAUGUGAGAAGGAACGUAGAUGGCUUAAAUGUGUUGAUAAUCAGAAAUCACAAAAACGCCAACUUAAACUUGAAUUCUGUAUGGAACGUAAAGGGUUUGAUAAACUUCAUAGACAAAUUAAACGCCAGUUUCAAGCUACACAGGUGAAGGAAUUGCAGAAAAAACUUGAACAGCCAAAUUCUAGGGAUUUCUGGCGAGAUAUUGGAAAAAUUGGAAUUGUAAAUGAACGGAUCGCGCCAAUACCACUAAAAGUCAAGGAUCCCGACGGAAACACCGUAAAUGAUACAAAUGCUGUUCUGGAACGCUGGCGAUUUGAUUACGAAAGCCUUUACGCGACGGACAGCGAGGACAGUACUUCAUAUAAUGAGGAACACUUCCGAACGGUGAAAGAGCGUAUCGCUAAUGAUACUGUUCCGAUAAAGCAUGAUUUUAAUAUAUCUGAGCUUAACGCGCCAAUUCAACGCCAAGAGAUUAUGGACGCUAUAUGUCGUGCUAAGAUCGGUAAAGCUGCGGGAAUCGACAGUAUACCGGCGGAAGCAUUGAAAAAUGAUACGUGUGUUGACAUAAUGUUUUCUCUGAUUAGUCAUUGUUUUACCCACGGAGUUGUGCCGGAUAAAUGGAAACAGGGAAUUAUUAACCCGAUUGUGAAGCCGAACAGUACGGAGCCAGGAAACCCACUUACAUAUCGUGGUAUUACAUUGUUAUCCGUUCCAUGCAAGGUGUAUUGCGACAUCCUCAAUCGUCGUCUUUCCUCUUGGCUAGAGAAACAUAACAUCCUUCAUGACGCGCAGAACGGAUUUCGCAAGGACAGAAGUUGUCAAGAUCAUGUCUACUCGCUUUAUAGUGUUGUAAAGAACCGCAUAAAUGCCAAAAAAUCGACGUACUCGUGUUUCAUAGACCUACGUAAAGCAUUUGACACGGUCGACAGGGAAUGCUUAUGGAAUCGACAUAGACGGCGUUAG